GAAACCAGGCAUUUUUGGUCGAAAGCUGCUCGGUGGAACCUCAAAGCUUGACACGAAAGCGGCCUAAUCAUCCGAGAGAUAUCAUUUUGACAGAUCAAGAUCAUCCCAUUAUCUACUGAGCAAGGGCGCCUUACCGACCAUUUGGUUUUUUUUUCCACAGCCAGCAACAGCAACAUAUAUCGUCCCCCUGUGCCUGAUUGUCACCUGCUCGACGUACGGUUCGGCGUUUUCGGGCUCACAUAAUCCUCAAAUAACGAGUUUUGUGGCCGCUGACAUACAGAACCUCGCAACGGGCUAGACCCCGGCGCCACAAGCGAACAAGAUUUACAUGUUUACUCGCAUCCAUGUACAUGAGACCACUCGUCGCCCGACCGUGUUAACCGCGGCGCGCGCAUCUACCACCAAAACUCAAAAACAGAACGAGUUAUGCAGCUUCUCUGCUGCAGAUCCUCUGGUAAAAGGUAAAGACGGUCGGUACGGUCGGUACGGUCCGUCAACCUUUGUCUUGGGCAAACAGGCGGCAACGGCCGACGUCUGUAAAUGGGUGACAUAGAGGUUAAAAGAUACGAUGAGUUGGCAGGUCUUGGUCAUCUCUCUCUGGGCUACGUAUUCGCUUAGAGCCCAGCUUUCCGGCUCCGCCUUUUACUCAUGUCCUGCGUUGGCCUCCCAGUGUUAAGUGUCUGAUUCUUGUCUUGUGCGAUCCAAUUAUGCUCUGCUUGUUUCAUCGAGCUUCUUGACAAUGGUUCAAUCUGUGAUAUUUGGCCUGCUGCUGGCCGCACUCCCGGUCCAGACCUUCAACGUGCUUCCUGGAUAUCAGAAACUGUCGUCAGUCCGGAAUGGAGCCCUCUCGGUCCUUGGAUCUCAUAAUCAGAAGAGACAGAACUUCCAAAAUGGCCCUUGUGCGGGCAACACGGCCACCACGAGGUCGACGUGGUGCAGCUACAACAUCGACUACGACUGGUAUGAUGUCGUUCCCACCACGGGCGUCACGAGGGAGUACUGGUUUGUCCUUUCCGACAACAGGACCAUAUCCCCGGACGGCGUUCCCAGAUACGCGCAGACCAUCAACGGCACCAUGCCCGGCCCGACGCUGUUUGCCAACUGGGGCGACAACGUCGUGGUGCACCUGACCAACAACCUCACCAGGAGCGUCAACGGCACCAGCCUGCACUUCCACGGGAUGCGGCAGUACUACACGGUCCAGAACGACGGCGUCGCCAGCAUCACGCAGUGUCCGAUCCCUCCAGGUUCUUCCAUGACUUACAAAUGGCGCGCCACCCAGUAUGGAACCAGCUGGUACCACAGCCACUUUGGGCUCCAGGCGUGGGCCGGCAUGUAUGGCGGCAUCGUCAUCAACGGUCCAGCGAGCGAAAAUUACGACCAUGACCUCGGGGCCCUUUUCCUCAGCGAUUGGUCCCACGAGACCCCGGAUGCUUUGUUCCACACUGCGCAAACGACGGGGCCUCCGAUUCUGUCCAACGGCCUGAUCAACGGUACCAAUGUCUACGGCGAGGAUGGCUCGGGAAACCAGACGGGUUCGCGCUUCACUCAGAGGGUGACGGCCGGGGAAUCCUACCGCUUUCGCCUCAUCAACAGCGCCAUCGACUCCCACUUCCGCUUCAGCAUUGACAACCACACCUUGACCGUCAUCGCAGCGGACCUGGUCCCUAUCGAGUCUUACACCACCAAAAUGGUAAGCAUCGGCAUAGGGCAGCGCUACGACGUGCUCGUCACGGCGGACCAGGGCAGCACGGCAGGAGCAGAGAGCUUUUGGAUGCGCGCCAUCCCGCAGGUGAACUGCACCAAGGCCCGAAGCCCAACCAACGUCAGAGGCAUCCUCCACUACGGCGAGAGGCCGUCCACGCCGAGGUCCACCGGCUACGCCUACACCGACUCGUGCCAAGACGAGGACGCGAAGCGGCUGGUCCCGGUGGUGCCCAAGGACGUGGACUCGCCGACGUGGACGCACUUUGACCUGGCGUCGUGGAACCGCACCUCGGACAACCUCCUGCGCUGGUACCUCAACGGCACGUCCAUGUCGGUGGACUGGAGCAACCCGACGCUGGCGCAGAUACACGACAACGCGACCGAGUACAAGAGGUCGCACGCCGUCGCCGAGCUCGACGAACCCGACUCAUGGGCCUACGUCGCCGUCGAGACCAACGCGUCCGCCUCGCACCCGGUGCACCUGCACGGCUUCGACUUUUACAUCCUGGCCCAGGGGUCCGGCCGCUACGACGCGCACGACCCCUCGGCCCUGAACCUGGUCAACCCGCCCCGGCGGGACACGGCCAUGCUGCCGGCCUGGGGCUACGUGGUGCUGGCCUUCAAGACGGACAACCCGGGCGCCUGGCUGAUGCAUUGCCACAUUGGCUGGCACACCAGCGAAGGGUUCGCCAUGCAGUUUGUGGUGCGCAAGAGGGACCUGCUGAGGAACAAGAUGAUCGACUAUGCCAGUCUCAACGGCACUUGUGCGGCCUGGAAGAGGCAUGUCGCGGCUGGCGGGAUCGUGCUGGCGGAUUCUGGUGUCUGAGUUUGCUUUGGAGUCAGGGGGUCCCUUUUGACACUGCCUGGUCAUCAUGUUUCUAAAGAAACCUGCUUGUGAGGUUUUCUAGGGGAGGUCCUUGCUAAUGUGGGCAGUCGAUUUGGAGUACCUGUACGACUUGAGUCCCCUGUGAAUUCAUCCUUGUCUGGCAGGUACAUGUCUGUUGGGCCCAUUCUAGCUCACGUUUUCACGGUAAUAUUUAUUGGCAGAAGCAGCUACAAAUACGUAUCUUCUGUAAUAAAGCUCUUUUGGUUGUUGGUCCCGAUUUUGGAUCUGCUGCUCAGGUCGCUUAUGCUUGAGUUCGGAGUAUAUGUGGACA
This is a messenger RNA of Pyricularia oryzae 70-15, 2864 nucleotides long. Its product is annotated as laccase-1. The record is from RefSeq and is a predicted model, not a curated record. Bases 740 to 2533 code for a protein of 597 amino acids. The transcript has a single exon. Gene Ontology annotation, molecular function: copper ion binding; oxidoreductase activity. Lineage: Eukaryota; Fungi; Ascomycota; Sordariomycetes; Magnaporthales; Pyriculariaceae.